AGGGUUUGUUACGAAUCUGCUGAAUGUGUCGCCAGAUAUUUUGAAUAUUGUGUUGUUGCCCGCGCGAGAGACCACUACCCGAUAACAGUUAUGGGCUGCCACCUUGAUUUAUCGACGCGACAGUUGUACUUUCUUAAAAAUGAGCUACCUUCUCUUAAAAUUGAGUCGCGUUGCUUUGGGCUUUUAUUUACCUUUUAUUUACAAUUAUUGGUACAAGUAAUGAGCGAGGCACCAUCUCCAGGACAUGCUGAGGAUUUGGCCAAGCGACCACAAUUUGGCACCCGGCUGCUUCAGGAGAUAGACGAUGUUUAUAAGCAUAAUGCUUGGGACCACGUGGAAUGGGAUGCCGAGCAGGAGGAAGCAGCCCAAAAGGCAGUAGCCCAGAAUUCGGGUACCAAGAUGAGCGAAGAACAAAAGGAGCGUUUUCAAACGGGGGCUGCCCAAUUCUGGGAUUCAUUCUAUGGCAUACACGAUAACCGCUUUUUUAAGGAUCGACACUGGCUGUUCACAGAAUUCCCAGAGCUUGCGCCGAUUAACACACAACAAGCUAAACCGGUCCAUGUGGAGCAACAAGAACAACCGCGCAGCAUUUUUGAAUUGGGAUGUGGUGUGGGCAACACCAUAAUGCCACUUCUACAGUACUGUACGGAGAGUAAACUGAAAGUGUACGGCUGUGAUUUCUCCAGCAGGGCCAUUGAGAUAUUGCAACGUCAACAGCAAUACAUUGAGGAUAAACGUUGCGAGGUGUUUGUUAUGGAUGCUACGCUGGAACAUUGGAAAGUGCCGUUCGAGGAGGAUUCACAGGACAUUAUUGUCAUGAUUUUUGUACUAUCGGCCAUUGAGCCCCAUAAGAUGCAGCGGGUAAUAGACAAUUGCUAUCGAUACCUUAAGCCAGGAGGACUGCUAUUGUUCCGGGAUUAUGGCCGCUAUGAUUUAGCACAAUUGCGCUUUAAAAAUGGCAAAUGCUUGGAGGACAAUUUCUAUGUCAGAGGUGAUGGCACCAUGGUAUAUUUUUUCACCGAACAGGAGCUGAGAGAAAUGCUAACAAAGGCGGGUUUGCAAGAGGAACAGCUCAUUGUGGACCGACGACUGCAAGUUAAUCGGGGACGUUGCCUAAAAAUGUAUCGUGUGUGGAUACAAACAAAAUUCCGUAAACCCCUGUAGAUAGUUUGUCUUGCUUGACAUGCAAUAAACAUAUGUCUUUUCAUA
Messenger RNA from Drosophila willistoni, 1209 nucleotides. It is a transcript of the gene Mettl2, whose product is annotated as methyltransferase-like protein. The record is from RefSeq and is a predicted model, not a curated record. Bases 91 to 1164 code for a protein of 357 amino acids. Lineage: Eukaryota; Metazoa; Arthropoda; Insecta; Diptera; Drosophilidae. The transcript has 2 exons. Gene Ontology annotation, molecular function: tRNA (cytidine-N3)-methyltransferase activity.